UCCAGAGUCUUUGCAGUUUGCUCAGAAGGAAGGACUACGGGGUAAUGACAGUAAAGUUUACUCGUUCGCCCACAGAAAGACGGACUUUGGCUGGCAUAAAGUGAGGAGAGUCGCGUAUAGAAGAUCAUUUACACGUUGUUUAAAAUGAGGACGAAGCUGUAGUCGACUUUUUUGGUGGGGGAAACGAAAGGUUGACGGGUCAACAUGGAUGUCCGGGGGGGCGACAGUGCCGCUCUGAGCUGGAAUUAAGGCCGUUUAGGGACUAUUUCUGGUCGGGGGAUUUUAUUGUUUUCUCAAUUUCAGAGUCAAAAGUUGGAGUUAUCGCGAAGAACUGUAAGGAAAGAUGUUGACGCUGUCAGAGAGACUUGGGAAGGACUUCCUUAUGACUGCAGUGGUAGGCACCCCAGCCACACCAGCCCCAGUGGGGCCCAACAUCUCCUGGUUCCCUGAACUCCCUUUGCUUAGUCAGGACCAGCCCACUUUCCUCAUGACCCCUGCAGCCCAGGCUGUGUCUGGCUUCUUUGUCUGGAUCGCCCUUAUCCUCACCUCUCACCAGAUCUACAUGCACCUGCGUUUCUACAGCUCACCUCGGGAGCAGCGCCACAUCAUACGGAUCCUCUUCAUCGUUCCUAUCUAUGCCUUUGACUCUUGGCUCAGCCUCCUCUUCUUCACCAAUGAUCAGUACUACGUCUACUUUGACACCAUCAGGGACUGCUACGAGGCAUUUGUGAUAUACAACUUCUUGAGCCUGUGCUAUGAAUACCUCGGAGGAGAGAGCGCCAUCAUGGCAGAGAUUCGAGGGAAACCCAUUGAGUCCAGCUGCUUGUAUGGCACCUGCUGCCUGAGGGGAAAGGCCUACUCUAUUGGCUUUUUGCGCUUCUGUAAGCAGGCCACACUGCAGUUUUGCGUGGUGAAACCUAUCAUGGCCACCGUCACAGUCAUCCUGCAGGCAUACGGCAAAUACAAAGAUGGAGACUUCAACGUUGCCAGUGGUUACCUGUACGUCACCAUCAUCUACAACAUCUCAGUCAGCUUGUCUCUGUACGCCCUCUUCCUCUUUUACUUUGCCACACGGGAGCUGAUUAGGCCUUACAGUCCGAUGCUCAAGUUCUUCAUGGUCAAAUCGGUCAUCUUUCUCUCGUUCUGGCAGGGCAUGUUGCUGGCCAUCAUGGAGAAGUGCGGCGCCAUCCCUCAGAUUAACUCGGUGGAGGUGUCCGUUGGCGAGGGCACCGUUGCAGCCGGCUACCAAAACUUUAUCAUUUGUAUCGAGAUGUUUUUUGCGGCGCUCUUCCUGCGUCCCGCUUUUCCGUACAUAGUCUACAUGGACAAAAGUCUGAACACACAUGGACCUCUUCCUACAUACGGAGAGUUUGCCCAUUGUGCCCCAAUGAAGAGCAUCUCCAGCAGCCUGAAGGAAACCAUGAACCCGGGCGACAUGGUCCAGGACGCCAUCCACAAUUUCUCCCCGGCCUACCAGCAGUACACUCAGCAGUCCACACUGGAGCAGGGGGUACCUCCGCCUUCCUCACGUUCAGUCAGUACCAUCAGCAGCCACGGGGAUACUGAGAAAAUGCUGCUGCUGAGCUCUGAUGAUGAAUUCUAGACAAGACAGACCCAUCUCUGAAUGGCAGACUGAAUAAUAAAUAAUAUGUGUAUUUUAUUUCAUGAGAGCAUUCAUGUACUGUAAGUAUAAACAAGGACACUAUAAGCUAAUUUGGUGUAAAACGCUUGCUUGCUUUCAUUAUGGCUUUGUUUUAGGAUGAAUAACUUAGUUUUUAGGCAAAUAUUUUCAGAUUUUGAUAGAAUCUUAUAUACAACCCUGUGUUUGGGCCACAUUUUAUUCAGAUGUUGUGACUUUUGUCUUUACUUUGAAGGCUUUAGUUUCCUACAUUUCUUCAGUCAUGAAAAACCUGAAAAGACUUAGGAAAUACCAUUUUUGUGAGACGUUUGCAAUAAAUUGACAAGGUACUACAAAAUGGACUGGGAGUGUUGUCGCUCUCAAAAAAUGAAUUGUAUGACUUUUUUUAUAUUGAAGGAAGUACCGGUAGCAGGUUUUUAUUUUUAGUAAUACUUGGGUUUAUUUUAGUUGUAUGGUUCUGCGUGAAAUUUGGAUGUGGAUGAAUUUGGACACACUCACUUGCUACAUUAUUAGGGACAACUGCACAACACUACUGCCUUAAAUAGAAGCGCUCAAUUAAAUACACGCAAUAAUUUAACAUGAUUUUGUGUGUAGUACUGCGUCAUAUCAUCGCAUAGUACUAAUACUGUAUGUGUUUGUAGUAGCAUGUAUUCGUUUAGGCAAAUCAGGUAAAAUAUUAGAAAUACAUACAGUAUGAUGCCGUGUGAGGUAAAUUAACACAAUUAGAUGUCAGCAAACGUGUAGGUGCCGCUACUUUUAAUUUGAAAGACAGGAAGAGGUUGGGUUAAGUGGACCGGAAGUUAACCAGCACUUUUUCAUGUAUGUAUGGGCGUAUUUGAAGCAUUAGCUACCUGUGUAGCCAGAAAAAGUGAGUACAAAGGUGAAAUAUCCUAUACUGUAUAAACAUUUUAAAGAGCGAAGGUUUAGUUAAAGUAUACGUUACUUUAUUUAUGUCAAUUUGAAUUUAUUCAAACUGCAAAUUUAUCAGCUCCAAUGUGCUACUGUAGUUAAAGUACAAAUAUUGAACGUACUGAACUGUAGUACCACAUAGUUUAUGUUACUAGCAAGCUACUUUAGUCAUGGUUUAACAUUUCAGUACAUCACAUAAUUCGAAAAGAGGAGUAUUACGUCGUACUGAAUAACAAUUCAAUUUCCGUACACAUCAAAGUAAUUUUAAUGUUUAAGCUCCACCCAUCUGAAUAAUUUAUGGCUUCCCCUGGCGUCUGCAAUACCGCUUGUGGACACCGGGGGGAGCUUUGCAGAUUACGUCAGGACAGAACUGGAGAACAGGCACUUCUAAGCACAUUUUACUGUCACUUUGUGUACAAUGAUUCAGCUAAACACCUGUUAUGACUCCCAUUACUCCAUGUGAGGAUUUCAUCAGAAAAUAGAAACCAGCAGGUCAGCUCUCCAGACGUGGAUCAUGUGGCUUUUUUCUAUGCCUUCCUGUUGACAUCACAAGAGAGACCAUGCCUGCCUAUUUUUAAAUGAUGACUAAUGCAGUCUGGGUAAACAUGGAUACUGACUGGAUUAGGUACUCUCUUAUUCAUACAUUUGUACUCCUUAAAACAGGGGUGUCCAAAUUGCGGGCCAGGGCCUUUUUAGGCCUGCAGCUGUUUUUUUAUUGCCUCUCUGCAUAUUGUAAAAAUAAAAUUGAUUAUUAGUGAUAUAUCAUUACAGUCA
Messenger RNA from Dunckerocampus dactyliophorus (ringed pipefish), 3322 nucleotides. It is a transcript of the gene tmem184ba, whose product is annotated as transmembrane protein 184ba. Gene Ontology annotation, biological process: transport. Bases 344 to 1603 code for a protein of 419 amino acids. The transcript is spliced from 10 exons. Gene Ontology annotation, molecular function: transporter activity. The record is from RefSeq and is a predicted model, not a curated record. Lineage: Eukaryota; Metazoa; Chordata; Actinopteri; Syngnathiformes; Syngnathidae.